Parus major (Great Tit) is the source of this 2252-nucleotide messenger RNA. Its product is annotated as alpha-1-antiproteinase 2-like. The coding region runs from base 225 to 1481 and encodes 418 amino acids. Gene Ontology annotation, biological process: negative regulation of endopeptidase activity. The transcript has 6 exons. Lineage: Eukaryota; Metazoa; Chordata; Aves; Passeriformes; Paridae. The record is from RefSeq and is a predicted model, not a curated record. Gene Ontology annotation, molecular function: serine-type endopeptidase inhibitor activity.
UUGCUUUCAUAAUGCUGUUCAACUGUAUAAAUAAGAGAGGGAGCUGCAGGGCAGUCCUGGUGAAGACAGCAGGAUCCUUGGAAGCUGCUUGAUGCUUCAUCCCUGAGUGUGUGCAAUAACUCAAGUUCAACAGCAAAUACUCAUGGUGGCCUGGUAGAAGAGUGAGAGCUCAUGUUCACCUAUUUCCAGGUAAAAGGAGGCUUUGAGGAUUUUAAUACGAGAACAUGAAGGCCACGUUCUACCUAAGUUUGCUACUGGCUGGGUUUCACACUGCUGCCCACAGUCAGCUCCCACCCAGCGACCACAACGAUCCAGAUGACCCUAAACACCACAUACAUCACGGAGGUGAAGCGAUUGCUUGCCUCAAACUUGUGCCAAACAAUGCUGACUUUGCAUUCCAGUUUUUUAGGGAGGUUACACAGGAGGCACCUAAUAAGAACAUUUUCUUCUCUCCUGUGAGCAUCUCUGCUGCCUUUGCAAUGCUGGCCCUUGGGGCUAGAUCAUCCACACGGUCUCAGAUCCUGGAAGGACUCGCCUUCAACCUCACAGAGAUUCAGGAGAAAGAGAUACAUGACGGCUUCCACAACCUAAUCCACAUGCUGAACCAUCCUGAGGGUGGAGUCCAGCUUAGCAUGGGGAAUGCCAUCUUUAUAACAGAGAAGCUGAAACUCCUAAAAAAGUUCUUAGAUGAUGCCAAAGCUCUGUAUCAGCUGGAGGCUUUUACAACUGACUUUAACAAACCCACAGAAGCUGAAAAGCAGAUCAAUGAUUAUAUAGAAAGGAAAACACAGGGAAAAAUUACUAAUUUAGUCAAGGACAUGGACCCAGAAACUGUAAUGCUUCUGGCUAGCUUUGUUUUCUUUAAAGGCAGCUGGGAAAAGCCUUUUAAACCAGAGCAUACUGAAGAAAGGGAGUUCUUUGUGGAUGCUGAAACGACUGUGAAAGUCCCUAUGAUGCACCAGAUGGGCAGCUUUGACUUCUAUUUUGAUGAGGAGCUGUCAUGCACUGUGGUACGGCUGCACUAUAAUGGGAGUGCUACUGCAUUUCUGGUUCUGCCAGCAAAAGGGAAAAUGAAGCAGUUAGAGCAAACUCUGGACAAGGAAACCAUCCAGAAAUGGUCAGACCAUCUCUUCCAGAGGUUUAUGAACCUCUACUUUCCCAGAUUUUCUAUUUCUGGGAACUAUGAAAUAACUAACACCCUUAGCAAGAUGGGGAUUGUGGAUGUGUUCACCAACAAGGCAGAUCUCUCUGGCAUCACUGGCACUCCAGAGCUGAAGGUUUCCAAAGUUGUCCACAAGGCUUCUCUGGAUGUUGAUGAGAAAGGUACUGAGGCAGCAGCAGCAACUGCUAUUGAAAUAAUGCCAAUGUCUCUUCCUCCAACCAUUGAAUUCAGCCAUCCCUUCCUCAUGCUGAUUUUUGAUAGAGAUACAAACAGUACACUCUUCAUAGGAAAAAUAGUUAACCCGACUCUCACUAGCUGAAGUGACAUAUGAAUUUUGUUUGCUACUACUAAUUAAAGAUGUGAAAAUUCAUGACAUGAUUUAUUUCUAUUUGUACCAGCUCAUAUAUGGUUCUUUGUUAGUAACAGUUUUUAUUUUAUGUCAUCAUCAAAAACUAUUGGUAUUGACCAUUACACUUGCUGAAGAGGAAGGAAGAAAUUGUUUUAUGUUCUGCUAGAAAAGAAAACCUUUUUUACAUGACUGAAAAACAAGGAAAGACCUAAUCUUUGCCAGCAUUUGCAAGGAAACAUUUAUAUUACAAUGGAAGACUCCUGCUUAAUACGAGGUAGUCAGCAGGUAAAAUUAUGAACAUUCUUGCAAAGAAAGCAGAAGUGGUUGCAAUUUACCAUAAAUUUAUCUGAGAUGGGAACAGUUGGAUCAAUACUGCAGGGUCACAGAUACCUGAAGCUUCUAAUGGAGAAAGCACUGCGAAUAUGAAAAGCUGCCUUCAACAGCUGUCUGUACCAAAACAUUUUAUCAUUCUUAGUAUCAAUCUAGCAGCAAAGCUUCCUGAGUUUCUUGCAGCUUAAAAGAGAGCAGGAGGAUCAAAUCUGCCUUGAAUCUGAAGAUUUUCACCACGUGUUACCAAUUUGUCAGAUUCAGAUGGAGUUACUGACUUCUCACACAUGUUUCCGUCACUGGUGAGAGGGACGAUGUAGCUAAAUGGGAAGGUGAGGUAUUUGGAUGGCAAUUACACCAGCAUACUGUCAGCUGAGAUUUGUGGAACACCUAUAAAGAGACUCUGGAAAAUUA